Messenger RNA from Hyaloperonospora brassicae, 879 nucleotides. NCBI's taxonomy places the organism in Eukaryota, Oomycota, Peronosporomycetes, Peronosporales, Peronosporaceae. The record is from the annotation of a GenBank genome assembly.
AUGCCCCAGUGGCUCACGCAGUCUGGCGAGCGGAACGAGACCGUCUACUACUCGCAGGGAAUGGGUCUCUGGCUCAAUUACACGGAACACGUGGGCGACGCGAACUUUGAGCCUGGAAAUUCGCUGUGGGUCCCACCUCAAGAGAGCGGAGCAGAUACCUAUAGCUGGCAAUGCGCUGCGCAACAGACGUUCUGUGCAGAGGCAGUGGGGGAGUUGCACAAACAAUAUUGCCAGGUGAUGGAGGCCUAUUGUGGCAUAGCUAUGACUCUGUUGCAGCUUUUGCUGUCGAUGAUGGCGGGCGUGGGUGUGGUCGUGGUGAUCUGGUCGAUCCAUCUGAUCACCACGACGCACUGCACGAUUGCAGACUCGUAUCUCGUUCACUUGUGCGUGUCCAAUGGUGUCGGUAGUUUGGCAGCGGUGAUUGUCUGGUACUUGUUCGUCUUUCGGUUCAUCAUCAACUCGACGUUCUACCAGGACCAGUACAAUCGCUGCUCGCAGAACGACGCCGGGCGAAACUGUUGGCAGAUUGGAAUCUGUGUCUACUUCGUGAUCGCUGGAGGUGUGUUGUAUCCGGUGCUUGCAGUGCUCGUGCUUUUGCACGUGUCCAACAAGUCCAGGCAGUUUCAAAAGCUACUGAGCCAAAUGUACGAGACAACAGUGGUAGUGGAAACAGCACCGCCCGUUGUGGAUAUGAAGUCACACGUGCUCAACGAGGAGGCAAAGACGGUAGGGGUGGUUCUGGAGGCAAGAAAGUUUGCCAACGCGACGAGAUUGGCACCAUUGAAGCAGCCUUCUUCAUCUGCAGUUUCCUCACUGGGUGCUUUUGAGGAAGACAGCAGAGACCGAGCGAAGAGAGGCGAUGUAUCGAGCACCAAGUAG